CCGCGGCAGAACCAGCCUGGGAGCCGGCGGCGUAAGACACAUGCGUGCGGCCCGCGGGAGCCACAGCAGGAGCGGGAGCGGGAGCAGCGGCGAGCGGCGGCGGCGGUGGCGGCGGCGACAGCGGCGGCAGCAGCAACAGAGGCGGCGGUGGAGAGCAGGCAGCGCGGAGCCAGGCGCCCCUGGCCCGGCCCGGCCCCCGCCUGACAGCCCCGACGGCCCUCCCCCGCCCCCGACGGCGCGUUCAUGCCCCCGGGGGUAUCAUUCUCUGCCUCUGCAUUGGCUUCCCGGUGUGGUAUGGCCAGAGCACAGCAGGACGGCAGCUCCCCUGAGCCAGUAGAGGGUCUGCCCCGCGAGGGCCCGCGAACCUUUCCCCUGGGGCGGCUCAUGCCCCCCGCGGUCUCGUGCAGCCUCUGCGAGGCUGGCCUGAACCCUUCUGGCGACUCCAUGUGCCCAGCCCCCGGCCCGGCGCUGGCGCCCCCUUCCCUCCUGCCCCUCGCCUACUUCUGCACUCGCCAGCCCCGUUCGUAUGGGGGCCCCCGCUGGGCACGGGUGGCCAGGAGCCCGGCCCCCAGCAGCCAGGGCCAGAGCGGCUCCCAGCCCUCCUUGGGUGAGAGGUCUGCCGAGGAAGAGGAGGAGGGAGGACAGGAGGUAGAGCCUCAGGUUGUGUCCCCGAUGUCUGGUGGCCCCCCGGGGGUGUUAGGCCCAGAACACGGGGACCAAGGAGAGCAGCAAGACCGGGAGAUCGGCGCUCAGCUCCGGAGGAUGGCCGAUGACCUCAACGCUCUGUACGAGCAGCGGAGACGAGAGGAGGAGCAGAGACGCCAUCUCUCACCCUGGAGGUUUCUCUACAAUCUCAUCUCAGGGCUCUUGACCCCCCACCGAGGGAACCGGAUCCCCGAAAUCGAGCCCAACUAAGUUCCGGCGCUCACCCGGCAGGACACCAUGUGUUGGGGGGUGCAGCUGGAGGAGGUCUGCAGGGCAGGACCUUCCGACCCCCCCUUCCUGUGGACUCUUGGCAAAAUGUAGCAUAUCAGAGAUGGGCACAGAUGCCCCCUUUGGGGGGCCCUGGGGGGGCGAAUGACUCUGGGUCCAGCACUGGAAAAAGCCCCUGCCUGGAUUGCUUGGGAGAACAGUUGGGGGGGCGGGGGGCGGUUCUGACACUGACCAAGGAGGGGCCAAACUUCUGAGGCCCCAGUCUCGGGGAAGAGGGGGCCUGGUGGGAGGAAGGGGGGGCCUCGGGAGAGGAGGGGGCAUCCAAGGGGAAUGGCAUGUGCCACAGCUGCCCCCUGCCAUCUCAGGAAGGGCCGGGGCUCUGCCCGCUUCAGCCGGGCCCCCUCUCCGGCCUUCUCUCCAGGCCUUUGGUGCUUUGUUCCCUGCCUUGACGGAAUGAGCCAAAAAACUAACCACUAGCUUCCCAGAUGGAAAGAGCCGCUAGUCUGUAUCCUGUGGAGCCAGUCUGUCUUUCCUGAGCCGGCAGGCCACCCUGCCUCAGUUUUCAUUUUCUUAGGGAGGGCUAAGAAGGAAACAGGGGGGUAACCCUCUCUCUAGCCCCUCCGAGUCAGCCCACUGUGGAACUGAGAGAAAUGAUGGGGUUCACCUGCCUUCCCUUUGCCCCCGGAGGCCGAGGGAGGGGGCCCCUUGGACAGAAGGCUUGGGCUGACAUUCCCCCAGGGGGCAGGGCAGGGACCCUCCAAACAAGGAGGCUUUGAGGGAGGGGGUGGGCCAAGGGAGGGAGGGAGGAGGGAACUAGCUUGUAAAUAUACUGUACAUGAUGCUGUGUGCUGUAGAUACUGGAAUGAAUUUUCUGUACAUGUUUGGUUAAUUUUUUGUACAUGAUUUUUGUAUGUUUCCUUUUCAAUAAAAUCAGAUUGAGCAGGAA
Messenger RNA from Antechinus flavipes (yellow-footed antechinus), 1879 nucleotides. RefSeq names its product BCL2 binding component 3 (gene BBC3). Gene Ontology annotation, biological process: release of cytochrome c from mitochondria; positive regulation of release of cytochrome c from mitochondria; execution phase of apoptosis. The record is from RefSeq and is a predicted model, not a curated record. The transcript is spliced from 5 exons. The coding region runs from base 244 to 915 and encodes 223 amino acids. NCBI's taxonomy places the organism in Eukaryota, Metazoa, Chordata, Mammalia, Dasyuromorphia, Dasyuridae. Gene Ontology annotation, cellular component: mitochondrion.